Psilocybe cubensis is the source of this 1809-nucleotide messenger RNA. RefSeq lists its product as uncharacterized. The record is from RefSeq and is a predicted model, not a curated record. The coding region runs from base 1 to 1809 and encodes 602 amino acids. NCBI's taxonomy places the organism in Eukaryota, Fungi, Basidiomycota, Agaricomycetes, Agaricales, Agrocybaceae. The transcript is spliced from 17 exons. Gene Ontology annotation, molecular function: NAD+ binding.
AUGAAUGCUGGCCAUGUGUCAGUUACUCUGGACUCGGAAAGUGUCGUCCAUCAAUCUGAUCACCGAGACCCCCUUGCUGCUUCUGCGCAAUCUACUUCCUCCUUCCAAAAUGAAAUUUUGACUCAACAAGUUCAGGCCUUUUUAGAAGCUUCGGAAGAUGUUGAUGUCGACGCAGAAACCAUCGAGGAUAUACUUUCUGUCUUAAUCAGCAUCGAAGAACAUGAAGAAGAAGAAGCUGAUCCUCCAUCAGACCUACACAUUGAAGAGGAUGUCGACUCGCAUGACGAGGACGGUCAAGAAAUAUCUACACUCUUUCCUCCCAAGUCAGAGGGCGCACAAAAUGCAGAACAGAAUACAUGGAGUAAAGAAGAAAUAAAACAGAUGAUGCACCUCCUUAAAGAAAGCGGCUCUUCAGCCUUUAUCGAAGAAUAUGUUAAUCAGCGUAACAUUCCAAUAAUCAAACUUCUGGAGGCAUUUAAUAUCGAAUUGUGUCCAGAAUUACAAGACAGGCGACCAAAAACAAUGCUAUACUUUCUACGGGUCGCCUUAUCCCAUCAACUCCGGAAUCGGGACAAAUUACCUCAGUAUAAUACCAUUGCCGAUACUGUUGAUCUCAUCCGCAAAUCACAACGUAUCCUCAUUCUCACAGGUGCCGGUAUUAGUGUAUCAUGCGGCAUACCUGACUUCCGCUCUCGGGACGGGCUCUACGCGUCAUUAAAGGGUAAAGGAGAGUACGAAUUAGAUGACCCACAGCAAAUGUUUGAUAUACAUUACUUUAAAGAAAAUCCAUCUGGUAUGUAUCUUUGUAAUGUCUUCUACUCUUUUGCAAGCCAGAUCUAUCCUUCAAACUUUGUCCCUUCUCCCUGCCAUCGUUUUAUCAAAGCGGUGGAAGACCGAGGAAAGAAUUAUACUCAAAACAUAGACACUUUAGAGACUUUAGCGGGCGUCAAGAAAGUACUACAGUGCCAUGGAUCGUUUGCAACUGCCAGUUGUCUUCAAUGCCGCCAACGAGUCCCAGGUGUAGAAAUAGAAGCCGAAAUCCUCAGUCACAAGGUGCCACUUUGUAAAUUAUGCAAUACUGUGCCGUCAGUUCCGAUAAAAAAGAAGGGCAAAACAAGCAAGAAGAAAGCCAAAGGCCAGUGGGAUAGUGAUGUUGAAGACGAAAGCGACGCGCCCGAAUAUCCUCCUGGUAUUAUGAAACCAGACAUUACAUUUUUCGGCGAAAAAUUAACCGAUGAUUUCGACCAUUCGUUGGCGGAAGAUCGUUUUAGAGUCGAUUUACUCCUUGUAAUCGGUACUUCCUUGAAGGUGUCACCUGUGGCAGAAAUACUUUCCCACCUCCCUCAUUCCAUACCUCAGAUCCUUAUCAAUAAAACUCCUAUACGGCACAUAAACCCAGAUAUAGUCCUUCUCGGGAAUGCGGAUAGUAUCGUUUUACACCUUGCGAAGGAACUUGGAUGGGAGCUACCACCUCCACCUGAGAUUAUACCGACGUCGAACCUCAAUGCUCCUACCACCAGGUUGCAACCACCGCGAGGAAACUUGAAGAAAAGGGCAUCGGCUGACGAUAGUGACUUCUCUUCUUCAAGAGAUCCAGAAAGGGUUGGCGAGAGUCACGUAUGGCUUUUUGAGGGAGCAGAUGGUGGUAAAUGGCUUCAGCAAUUGCAGAAAAAGUUGGGGAUUCCAAAAUCUGUUCCCACAAGCGCGACAAACUCCGGUUAUAACACGCGACAGUCAACUCCAGGCGUAAGUCCUCAAAAAGUUGAAAGUGACGGUGGGCGAAGAACCAAGAAAGCGCGCGCUGGUUGA